UUUGAUGCUGCCGUUCCUUUGUGGAUCUUGCCGCGGUGUGAAUCGGGGGAUCUUGAGGAAGAUAACGGAUCCUACGAGGCAAGAAAAGAAAAACCGCCGUUCCUCCUGUUCGAUGCGCACAUGUAUGCGUUGUGUUGCGGUUGUCCGACGAGCAGCGUUGACCAGAGGCCCUCCCGAACCGCCACUCCGUCGUCCUCUUGACUGCUGGAUGGAAGCUCAGUUAGCUAUCUGAGCUGACGGCGACGAUGAUGUGAUGGUGAUGAUGAUGUAUCUGAGGAUUUAUCCCGGUGCCUUUCACUGAGAUGGAGCCAGCGACGUUCAAGUGGAGCUGCUUACUAGCCAGCUAGGACCUGGAUAGCUAAAUGGAAAAGCGGUUAUAUCGCGCAGGAUUUUUUUUAAACACCAUCACCUCGGUCGGGAUCAGAUUUAACACAUUUAACAUGCCGACUAGAAAAAAUUGCUGAUUUUCUUUUAGGUUGGUUCAAUCAUAUAUCUGGCUGUAACUAUUAGUUUUAACCUCAGGCCGUCCUUGGAUGCUUCAGUGACAUUAAUUGGACGGCGUGAUUCAGGAUGGCACAGCUGUUGGACGGUGCCGGCAAACUGGGCUGGGUUCUCCUCAAGUCGGUGCUCCGUUUCACCUUUAUGUUCUUCAACAACUGUGUCGCCAUCCCGUCCUACUGCUUAUACCUGCUGCUGCUCCAGCCACUCAGAAUAUGGGACAGCUCCGCCUUCUGGCACAUCGAAGGGGUCAUGUUCAAGUGGCUGCUGGCUAUGGUGUCUUCAUGGGGCUGGAUGGCAGGUUAUACAGUCACGGAGUGGGGGGACGAUGUGAGGCCCAUCUCUGAAGAAGAAGCCAUGGUCAUCGUCAAUCAUCAGUCCACAGGAGAUGUUUGCACUCUCAUGAUGUGCCUCCAAGACAAGGGCACGGUGGUACGAAAAAUGAUGUGGUUAAUGGACCAUGUGUUCAAAUACACUAACUUUGGUGUAGUGUCUCUGAUUCAUGGGGACUUCUUCAUCAGACAGGGUAAAGCUCACAGAGAUAAGCAGCUGAUCUACUUGAAAGAGCAUCUAGAGAAAUACUACCACAGCCGUGACAGGAAGUGGAUAGUGCUCUUCCCCGAGGGCGGCUUCCUGAGGAAGAGGCGAGAAACUAGCCAGCUGUUUGCCAAGAAACACUCUCUCCCCCACCUGACCCACGUCACGUUGCCUCGUCUCGGGGCCUGCCACGUCAUCCUGAAGAGCCUGUCGGCCCAGCAGGAGAAUGGCAGCGUGGGCACCGACACUGGAACCAGAAACCAAACAGCUAAUAAAAGAAAAGGCCUGCAGUGGGUCAUAGAUGUGACCAUAGCAUACCCUAAAGCGAGACCAAUGGACAUCCAGACCUGGAUCUUUGGCUACAGGCCUCCUACAGUCACACAUGUACAUUACAG
Messenger RNA from Austrofundulus limnaeus, 1430 nucleotides. It is a transcript of the gene lpgat1, whose product is annotated as lysophosphatidylglycerol acyltransferase 1. The record is from RefSeq and is a predicted model, not a curated record. Gene Ontology annotation, molecular function: acyltransferase activity. Lineage: Eukaryota; Metazoa; Chordata; Actinopteri; Cyprinodontiformes; Rivulidae. Gene Ontology annotation, biological process: phosphatidylinositol acyl-chain remodeling. Gene Ontology annotation, cellular component: endomembrane system; endoplasmic reticulum.